ACAAUGAGUGGCAGAGGCAAAACCGGCGGCAAGGCCAGAGCGAAGGCCAAGACCCGCUCCUCUCGUGCUGGGCUCCAGUUCCCAGUCGGUCGUGUCCACAGACAUCUGCGCAAAGGCAACUAUGCGCAGCGUGUCGGCGCAGGAGCCCCCGUCUACCUGGCGGCUGUGCUGGAAUACCUGACCGCUGAGAUCCUGGAGCUGGCUGGAAACGCUGCCCGCGACAACAAGAAGACUCGUAUCAUCCCGCGUCACCUGCAGCUGGCUGUCCGCAACGACGAGGAGCUCAACAAGCUGCUGGGCGGAGUGACCAUCGCUCAGGGCGGCGUGCUGCCCAACAUCCAGGCUGUGCUUCUGCCUAAGAAGACCGAGAAGCCCGCAAAGUCCAAGUAAAGCUGGAGGCUACCCUCCACAACAAAGGCUCUUUUAAGAGCCACCCACACUUCUGAAAAGAGCUAUUAUCCUCAAACUGUUUGAAUGAUCUCUUAUAAAACUAUUUUAAAUUUCU
This is a messenger RNA of Pungitius pungitius (ninespine stickleback), 505 nucleotides long. Its product is annotated as histone H2A. The transcript has a single exon. Gene Ontology annotation, biological process: heterochromatin formation. The record is from RefSeq and is a predicted model, not a curated record. Bases 4 to 390 code for a protein of 128 amino acids. Gene Ontology annotation, cellular component: chromatin; nucleosome. Gene Ontology annotation, molecular function: protein heterodimerization activity; structural constituent of chromatin; DNA binding. Lineage: Eukaryota; Metazoa; Chordata; Actinopteri; Perciformes; Gasterosteidae.